AAGGAAGCCAUGGAGAUCGGUUGGACAAGAUGCUCUGUAAGCAGAAAAGCUUCUGCGCGGAACCCCAAAAUUCUUUGAGAAUGCGUCAUCUUCUUAGUAAAUUUAGGGUUUCCCUGUUCCCAUGGACUCGACGAACUCGUUCAGGUCCAUUUCCUUUUGUUAGACGCUUCAAGUACAAGGAUGUAAGGAGGGCGACUAAUCGGUUUGGCAGAACCAUUUCUACCCUUUCUCAUGGUUCUGUGUAUAAAGCCAAGUUUCAAGAUGGUCUUGUAGCUAUGGUAAAAGAAGUAAGAACUUUUCCUCAAGGAAAGGAUGCCUUCUAUAAGGAAGUGCAACUCUUGGGGCGCUUGCAUCACCGCCACCUUGUUGGACUCAGAGGUUUUUCCACAGGACGUGAGAGGUUUCUUGUGUUUGAAUACACUGAAAAUGGAACCUUGAAGGAGCAUCUUAAUGACCCCCUUAAGACCCCCUUGAAUUGGCGGACAAGGCUGGAAAUUGCCAUUGGUGUAGCAGCUGCAUUGGAAUAUUUGUAUUUCUUCUGUGACCCACCUGUAUAUCAUGUGUCCAUCAAUUCAAGUAAUAUUUUGCUGGAUGAUAAUUUUGUUGCCAAGCUUUUUGAUAUUGGCCGUCUUGGUUCUCAUGAAAGCCAGAUUGCGAAACCACAUGCUUCGUGUUCAAGAGGAUGCAUGGACCAAGAGUGGAAAAAUGUUGUUUUCCAGCUUGGUGUGCUGAUUCUUGAGCUGAUAACUGGUCAAUCAUCAGAAAAGGAAGGUACCAACUUAGUCCAGUGGAUCCAAGGAUCUAACUUUGCAAGUUCUAUGCAUAUGAUGGUGGAUCCUGAUCUAGGAAAUAAUUAUGAUUCUAGGGAGCUUAAAACUCUUUUAAAUGUAGCAAGAUUGUGUACCAAAACUGGAGAUAAGCCAAAAAUAACUGUUCCACAGAUACUUUGGUAUCUCCAAAGGAGGAUAGAACCCUCUAUUAAACUUGCUUAGCAUGAUUUAUUUACCGAAAAAUAGUUUCACUUGUUUGUUGGUGAUGGAAAUGUUCAAAUUAUUGGGGAGUGAAGGUGACAGAAAGAAACUACAUUUUAGGGCUCCCUCACUUGAAAUAUGCCCUGGAUGAAUCCGAGAUUUUUGCUCCUUACUGGCAACUGUCCUUGUGGACUUGUGGAACUUGGGGGGAUCCCUUAUGAAUUAACACUUCAAAAAGCUUCUUAUUGUUUUACUUGUUUAAUCCAAUUCUCCUAGUACAGAUUAGAUGGAUAACAUUCUGAUGCUGGAAAGGAGGAGAUUUGUUACACUUGAUGCACAUUUGACAGUUUAUCUACUCAAAAGUUCUAACUUGAUGGAUGAGGAAUCCUAUUAAUCAGUUGGCUAGAAGAGGAAACUGGAAAGAAUUAUAAUCCUGUAGUUUAUCUCCCUUAUUACAAGAUUUUGGAGGAAAAUCCUUCAUUUUGAGUCAGAAAUCAUGUUAAGAAUUCUUGUACUUGGGUACCACAUCACAAGAUUGCCAGUUCUCCAGAAAGAACCCAGAGAGUCCAGGGUUUCGUGAAAAAUAACUAUUUUGGCUCUAUCGCAUUCCAACUGAGAGAUGAGAAAUUGAUCCUGCAUGUGUUUCUCAAGUAAGCAUAUUUGUAGCUUAAGCUCCACUUCUGUAAAAAUUCAAAGUUCCAUUCAGCAGCCAUCAACAAAGGAUUUGGGAAAGAGACAGUUGAGCAUGAUUCAUGGUGCAAUUCUCCUCCAUCACCCCCCUCCUGCUCUCCUCCUCAAUUCACAAAUGAGGAGUGAUCUGGUGCAAGUUGAAGGUUCUUAAAAGACAAGGGAAUACCAAAGAUGAAGUAACAAGAAAUGAUACAAAGAUUUGUGACUUAACAUAGGAUCUGACCCCGUACAAAGUGGAAUGUAGAGCAAGAUUCAUGUAACCAACACCAUGGUCGGCAUGCAACUUAUUCUGUAAUCUAUUUUUUUUUUCCUUUUACUGUCUCUGCACACUUGAACUUAAAUCUUAUGGUUUAAUCGCGAGGCUUGUACUUCACUUUAUUUGUCCUCAUAUGAUUAAGAAAGAACUUUUCUCAGUUUCAAGAAUAA
Molecule: messenger RNA, 2087 nt
Organism: Nelumbo nucifera (sacred lotus)
Lineage: Eukaryota; Viridiplantae; Streptophyta; Magnoliopsida; Proteales; Nelumbonaceae
Product: Protein kinase superfamily protein
Biological process (GO): protein phosphorylation
Cellular component (GO): plasma membrane
Molecular function (GO): ATP binding; protein tyrosine kinase activity
Source: RefSeq, a predicted model, not a curated record